This is a messenger RNA of Symbiodinium sp. CCMP2456, 337 nucleotides long. The record is from the annotation of a GenBank genome assembly. NCBI's taxonomy places the organism in Eukaryota, Dinophyceae, Suessiales, Symbiodiniaceae.
GCAUGGCCAGAAGGAAGUCGUUUCCCUGCUCCUGGCUUCGAAGGCACAGCCGGACGCUUCGUCCUUGACGACGGCUGCCCGCUUUGGCCACCUUGAGGUUGUGCAGCAACUGCUGGAGUCUGGAGUGAGCCCAGAUGCCCCAGAUGCUGGCUUCUCUGCGCUGCACGACGCGGCAUUUGAAGGACACCGCUCCGUGGUCGCUGCCUUGCUGGCUGCCCGCGCCGAGGUUGACAUUGCCGCCUCAGACGGCGCUACACCGCUGCAUUUGGCUGCGGUUGCAGGCCACGACAACAUCGUCGCGCUCCUCGUUGAGGCUGGUGCCGACACCGUGCGCACA